Molecule: messenger RNA, 1441 nt
Organism: Puntigrus tetrazona (Sumatra barb)
Lineage: Eukaryota; Metazoa; Chordata; Actinopteri; Cypriniformes; Cyprinidae
Gene: mitd1
Product: MIT, microtubule interacting and transport, domain containing 1
Exons: 7
Coding region: 341-1081 (246 amino acids)
Biological process (GO): midbody abscission
Cellular component (GO): midbody
Source: RefSeq, a predicted model, not a curated record
GUGAAAACAUACAGCAAGUGUUUGAUUUAAAAACAGCUUACUUUCGCUCCAAAACUUGUAUUCGCCUUCGAGGACAAUUGACAAGCCACCGUAUGAUUAAUUUUAAGUACGUAAAUACGCCUUCAUUGAUUUAGUGUUACUUUGGAUUACGAAAGCUCUCCAAAUCCAAGUAGUUUAAGGUUUGUUUUCCCGGAUGGAUGGUGGUGACAGCGGCGUGCCUCUCAUAACAACUUCCCCCGUUUUGAAAGAGCUUUAAGUACAGAACUAUAUUACACAAUAAAACAGCGUGCAUGUAACUAGUCGUAGAAGUAGUCUGCUGCUUCUGUCACAGUAACCCGCCAUGGCUCAGGAUUUCCUCCCAGGCAUGGAGAGCUCCGCUAUCUCUGUCCUAAAGAGAGCCGUGGAGCUGGAUCACACCUCACGCUUUCAGGAGGCUCUGGUGUGCUACCAGGAAGGGAUCCAGCUCCUCCUGGAUGUACUGAAAGCUGUAAAAGAUGAUUCAAAGAAGGUCCACUACAGGGAGAAGAUCAAGGGCUACAUGGACCGGGCAGAGCAGAUCAAGGACCAUGUGAACAAACUGAAAGAAGAGGGGAAAUACCAUGAGCAGAUAAAGAUAGCUGACAGCUCCACUGGUUUCAGCUACGAAUCCCUCUUCAGACCCUACAUCAGAGACGGCCUGACUGAAGUCUGGGUGGAGGACCCUUACGUACGGCAUAUCCAUCAGCUGUAUAACUUCCUUCGUUUCUGUGAAAUGCUGCUGAAAUGCCAGUGUAAAGUAAAGAAGAUCCACCUUCUGACCUCACAGGACGAGGACAGCUCUGCUCAGCAAACCAGUGCCCUGUCAGAAAUAAAGGAGUCUCUGCAGAGUCAAAAUGUCUGUCUGGACAUUCAGUACUCGUCUACUAUUCAUGACAGGGAGAUCAGGUUUAAUAAUGGUUGGAUCGUUAAGAUCGGCAGGGGACUUGAUUAUUUCAAGAAACCAAAGGGUCGCUUCUCUGUGGGGUACUGUGAUUACGAUCUGAGAGAGUGUCACGAGACUACUGUGGACAUUUUUCACACAAAACACACUAAGAAGACAUAGUCUUCCUUCGAAAGCUUCUCCGCUGCCUUGCAUAUCAAUGGGACUUAAUUUUGAAUGCAAUCCUCACAUAUCCAGUCAUUUCCGGGGGAGGAAGACCGGAAAUGAUCCCAGCUUUGACAUAAAAUCGAGUGAUUUUACCGCCUCUUUUAAAACGUUCAGAUGCGAGUUAUUAUUAUAGUAACUGCUACCACGGUUUUACUUCUAUUGUUCUAUAUAUUUUUAAAAAUUUGUAUGCACUAGUAUAUGUAUUUAUGAUAUGUUUACGUCUUUUCAUUAUAUCAAAACCCGAAGUGCAAUGCGCAAAAGGUAGCAGGCCUGUAAAACGCUAAUAAGUGCCCUUAAUAAAGAGGUUCGUGUUUC